Messenger RNA from Rotaria sordida, 516 nucleotides. The record is from the annotation of a GenBank genome assembly. Lineage: Eukaryota; Metazoa; Rotifera; Eurotatoria; Philodinida; Philodinidae.
AUGGAUUCCACAAAUAUUAUCAUACCAUUUGAUUAUCCAUUUGCUAUUUUGGAACAUCGUCAUAAUUCUGAUCCAAAUAAUAAACUUGUUUAUGCUGUUGCUGAUGGCCAAUAUACAUAUGGUCCACUUUCAUUAUAUCAGUAUUAUAAUGAUGAAAAAUAUUCUAAAACAAUUCGAAAUGAUGAAUUACCACCAUCAUUACCAUGCAAAGAAUAUUAUAUUGUUGAAUCAGGUUUUUCAACUGAUGAUGCCAUUGAAAUAAUUGAUGAAAAUCGUGGACUUAUUUAUGUCAAAGAAAUGAUAUCAAUUGAUGAUGAAAAUGAUGAAUCUAUUGUAACGAUUGAUCAAGAGCCUGAACAAGUUCAUAUGAAAGAACUUUUUAAAGAAAUGGCUGAAUGUAAAAAUGAAAUUCGAAGUCUUAAAUCUAUUGUUUUAUCAGAAAAUCGUUUUACUAAACGUCGAUCAACUUCAACAGAUUCACCCGGUUUUCGAAAUAUAGAAAAUAAUGCAAAAUGG